Plenodomus lingam JN3 is the source of this 2058-nucleotide messenger RNA. RefSeq lists its product as uncharacterized. The record is from RefSeq and is a predicted model, not a curated record. Gene Ontology annotation, biological process: ribosomal subunit export from nucleus. Gene Ontology annotation, molecular function: GTPase activity; GTP binding. Lineage: Eukaryota; Fungi; Ascomycota; Dothideomycetes; Pleosporales; Leptosphaeriaceae. Gene Ontology annotation, cellular component: cytosol.
AUGGUGCUCGCAAAAUCGAAAAAGGCCGUUGGCCUCGGAAACAGUCUCAUGAAUGACAGGUUUGGCAAAGGCAAAGGUGCCGACAUGAGGAGGGGCAACUUCCAGGCCGGUAUUGAGAGGACAGGACAGAACGGCGAGAAGUACAUUAUCAACGAGAAGAAGGACGCUGCAUGGGUAAAGAUGCGCUCCGUCACCGAACAGGGCGCCCUCGACGACUUUCUUUCCACUGCAGAGCUGGCUGGUACCGACUUUACCGCUGAGAAGAUGAACAACGUCAAGAUCAUUCACAAGGACCAGAAAAACCCCUACCUUCUCUCGGCAACGGAGGAGCGCAACGUCACCCGCAAACACAAAGAGAACAAGAACCGUCUUACAGUCCCGCGGCGACCAAAGUGGGAUGAAAAGACGACACCACAGGAACUAGACACCAUGGAGCGCGAGUCGCUGCUUCAAUGGCGGAGAGGCUUGGCUGAACUGCAAGAAAACAACGACUUGCUCAUGACUCCCUUCGAGCGCAAUCUCGAAGUCUGGAGGCAGUUGUGGCGAGUGAUUGAGCGCUCGGAUCUUGUUGUGCAGAUUGUUGAUGCACGAAACCCACUCAUGUUCCGAUCUGAGGACUUGGAGGAUUACGUCAAGGAGGUCGACCCAAGGAAGAACAACUUGUUGUUGGUGAACAAAGCCGAUAUGAUGACGCUUGGCCAGCGCCGCGCAUGGGCUGACUACUUCGAAUCAGCGGGCAUCAACUACAAGUUCUUCUCGGCCGAGUUGGCUAAAGAAAUGAACGAGGCCAGGGCUUUAGCAGAAGGACACGAUUUGGAGGACUCAGUUGACACAGACGAGUCGGGUGAGUUCUCGGGUGAAGAGGACGCUGAGGCGGAGGAGGUUGAUUCGGAAGAAGACACUGAUGACUCAGAAGAUGAAGCCCUUGCAAAAGAAGCCAGGAAAAUUCGUCUUCAAGGCGAGAAAGGGAAGAAUGCGCAACCGGUCGAUGCAGAGACGGUCGCUGUGAGUGACCAAAGCGAGCCUCUCCCAGACGAGGAUGAGCGUGUGCGCAUAUUGACUACCGAAGACCUCGAAGCGCUAUUCCUUGAACACUCGCCAGACGUCGACACAGGGCCUAAUGGAGAGCCUCGCAAGACAUCCAUCGGUCUCGUCGGAUACCCCAACGUCGGAAAGUCGUCCACCAUCAACGCCCUUAUCGGGGCAAAGAAGGUGUCAGUCUCAGCAACCCCUGGAAAGACCAAGCACUUCCAGACUAUUCAUUUGAGUGAGAAGGUCGUCCUCUGUGAUUGCCCCGGUCUAGUCUUCCCCAACUUUGCCACCACGAAAGCCGAGCUCGUCUGUGCAGGUGUCCUCCCUAUUGACCAACUGCGCGAGUACACCGGUCCUGCCGGCCUCGUCGCCCGCCGCAUCCCCCAACCCUUCCUUGAAGCCCUCUACGGCAUGAAGAUUCACCCGCGCCCCUUGGAAGAAGGCGGGACCGGGAUCCUGACUUCGGAAGAAAUUCUGCGUGCAUACGCCAUUGCCCGAGGCUUCUCAACACAAGGUCUCGGCCAGCCUGAUGAGUCGCGAGCGGCGCGCUACAUUCUCAAAGACUACGUCAAGGGCAAGAUCCUCUUCUGCCAUCCUCCCCCCGUUGAUCCACCACUGGACCCCAAACUCUUCAAUCGCGAACUCUACGACGUCAACCACCUCCCCGCCAAACGACGCCACCACCCUCUUGCCCGCCUUCCUGGUUCGACAUCGCUCGCUGGCCCUGACGAGGACGAGUCGCUCAUGACCGACGACCUCGACAUUGGUGGUGGUGUUCCCGUGCAAGGUGAGAAGACGCAGAUGAUGGAUAAACGCUUCUUCGGUCCCGGCCAGGGUAUGGCGCGGGUCAAUGUGCCGUUCCACCACAAAUACAGUGAGCAGGGCAAGCAGCUCAGCGGUCGGAAACUCAAGCAAAUGACGGCGUUGGAGAGGGAUGUAGAUGUCGCCGAGCUGAAUACGAAUAGCAAGAAGCAUUUCAAGGCGAAUAAGAAGAAGGCUAAAAAGGUCAGGACUGAAUAUGUCUAG